CGCAGCGGUGUUAGCGGCUUAGUUUAUUGUGGUUGUUAUGUACAGUUCAAAAUAUGUCGAUAAACUAAAUGUACAUACGAUAGACGUUGUCAAACGCUUCAGUAAGGAUACAAUUCAUUGAUAUAUUCAUUUCUCCAUAGAGUAAUUUGACCCUUUCUGCUCUGGUCUAACAAACUGCAGAGUUAAGCUAACAUUAGCCAAGCUGUCAAGUAGCCAGUUUAACACAGCACUUUCUUGCUAGCUAACUAGCUAGCAAUAGAUUUUAAACGAGGACAACAAAGAAAACGUCGUAAAAACUGUGCCGUUUGUGAAUUAACUUUGUCUUAAAGUCACAUUAUGAAGUGGAUAGCUCUAUUUUAAUAGUAAACUACCAGUAGUUUGUCCGUUUUUAGAUUAUGUCAGUGAUAUUGAUUGUACUGUAACGUUAGUCCACUGACUCGAGCUCGACAGCCAGGUGGCUAUUUAAUCAAGGAGUUAUUAACACUGAGAAUCCGAGAUCGUGUAUUCCGAACAAACAUGGAUAAGAAAUCAUUCGACAUCGUCUUAGACGAAAUCAGGAAGUGCGUGCUAACAGAUCAGCGGAUUAAGGCGAUAGAGCAGGUGCACGGGUACUUCUCCAGCGAGCAGGUAAUGGACAUGCUGAAGUACUUCUCCUGGGCAGAUCCUCAGAUCAAAGCUGUCAAAGCUCUUCAACAUAAAAUGGUUGCCAUCCCCACUACCAAAGUGGCCAAUAUCCUCAACUGUUUUACCUUCUCUAAGGACCGACUGGUGGUUCUGGAACUCAUAGCUCUGAACAUCUCUGAUGCCCAGAACUACCGUCCCGUAGAGGACCUGUUCCGUAUUCACCUGUCUGAGAAGAAACGAGCCCGCAGGAUCCUAGAGCAGGUAACUCACACACUGUCCUGUACUGCUCCAGCUGUGUUGUGA
This is a messenger RNA of Oncorhynchus masou masou (cherry salmon), 927 nucleotides long. Its product is annotated as proline and serine-rich protein 1-like. The record is from RefSeq and is a predicted model, not a curated record. Lineage: Eukaryota; Metazoa; Chordata; Actinopteri; Salmoniformes; Salmonidae. The coding region runs from base 517 to 927 and encodes 136 amino acids. The transcript is spliced from 5 exons.